AUGGAAACCAAGCCCAACGUCAACUUCAAUGAUGUUUAUGAAAAGCUAUUGGGUCUGGACUCACGGGGCAACAAUGAUGGAUACGCGACUGGUGAAGCCUAUGCAAUUAGGCGAAGAAACCUAGGGUAUGGAAGCAAAAACAAAGUCAGGAAGCCACGUAAUAACGAAAGAGAAAAUCGGGAUGUCACAUGCACCUGGUGCGCCAAGAAUGGAGAAUAUGCCAAAGGCCACAUGAACAAAAAUUGCCAGAAACUCAAAGCUUCCAGAGGCAAGGAGAAGUCCGGUGUAUCUGGCAACCUCAAUGUCGAGUCUAGUGCUGCAUUUCAUACAAAACUUGAUCUCUAUUGUAUUCCCGAUCUUUCUGGCCUUCCCGCACUAGAAGAAAUUGUUUUAUUCACAAUGCUGGUCAACUUCGACCUCACCAACUUCUAA
This is a messenger RNA of Morchella importuna, 432 nucleotides long. RefSeq lists its product as uncharacterized. NCBI's taxonomy places the organism in Eukaryota, Fungi, Ascomycota, Pezizomycetes, Pezizales, Morchellaceae. The transcript has a single exon. The record is from RefSeq and is a predicted model, not a curated record. The coding region runs from base 1 to 432 and encodes 143 amino acids.